Molecule: messenger RNA, 899 nt
Organism: Dinoponera quadriceps
Lineage: Eukaryota; Metazoa; Arthropoda; Insecta; Hymenoptera; Formicidae
Product: 60S ribosomal protein L7-like
Exons: 6
Coding region: 92-856 (254 amino acids)
Biological process (GO): maturation of LSU-rRNA from tricistronic rRNA transcript (SSU-rRNA, 5.8S rRNA, LSU-rRNA)
Cellular component (GO): cytosolic large ribosomal subunit
Molecular function (GO): RNA binding; structural constituent of ribosome
Source: RefSeq, a predicted model, not a curated record
AUUCUUUACUCGCGCAUGCGCAGUUGUUGGCUCUCGAAGGAGUACGUUCUCUACAGGGAGAGGUUAGGAGGUUCUUUUACCGCACGGGACGAUGACGGAUACAAAAAAAGAGACCGCCUCGCCUGCGAGCACCAAGAAGCUGCCGGCGGUGCCGGAAUCUGUGCUGAAAAGGAGGAAACGCCGUGAAGCGGUCAAAGCUGCACGUCUGCAAAUUUCGAUUAAGCAACGUGCAAACCGUUAUAAGAAGAGGAAAGAGAUUUUCAAAAGAGCAGAGAAAUAUGUAAAGGAGUAUAAACAAAAAGAAAGGGAUGAAAUCAGAUUGAUGAGACAGGCUAAAAACCGUGGAAAUUAUUACAUUCCUGGUGAGGCACGUCUAGCUUUCGUUAUCCGUAUUCGAGGUGUGAAUCAAGUUGCACCAAAGGUACGGAAGGUACUUCAGCUGUUUCGACUGAAACAGAUUAACAAUGGCGUUUUUGUCAAAUUGAACAAAGCAACGAUUAAUAUGUUACGGAUUGUCGAGCCCUACAUCACAUGGGGAUAUCCAAAUUUGAAAUCUGUUCGCGAAUUGAUUUACAAACGUGGGUUUGCCAAAGUAAACAGGCAGCGCAUCCCGAUAACUAGCAAUGCCAUCAUUGAGAGGAAACUCGGUCGUUCUAAUAUUAUCUGUACCGAAGACUUAAUCCAUGAGAUUUUCACCGUUGGCCCUAAAUUUAAGUACGCCAGCAAUUUCCUGUGGCCUUUCAAGCUCAAUACACCGAACGGUGGAUGGCGCAAGAAGACCAAUCAUUACGUAGAGGGUGGUGAUUUUGGAAAUCGAGAAGAUAAAAUUAAUGAACUUCUCCGAAGGAUGGUGUAGACCCACAAAGACCAUAAAUAUAAACUAUUAUGUCCAAAAUUAA